Mycosarcoma maydis (corn smut) is the source of this 240-nucleotide messenger RNA. RefSeq lists its product as uncharacterized. The transcript has 3 exons. Gene Ontology annotation, cellular component: DASH complex; mitotic spindle. Bases 1 to 240 code for a protein of 79 amino acids. NCBI's taxonomy places the organism in Eukaryota, Fungi, Basidiomycota, Ustilaginomycetes, Ustilaginales. The record is from RefSeq and is a predicted model, not a curated record. Gene Ontology annotation, biological process: attachment of spindle microtubules to kinetochore.
AUGGAGAAUCCACAUGAGGAAAGGCAGUCGCUGCUGCUCGAGCGAAUCACCAAGAGCGUUCACCGUCUUAAUGAGGCUUUGCUCGAACUCGAUCGAUCAGUGGUCGAGAUCAACAAUCAUAACCAGGCAAUUACGAUCGUUGCCGAGCUUUCUGAAGCUUACCGACGAAACGCGGCGUUCAACCUGGCGAAUAUGGAGGCUGUCGAUGAAGAUGGUUCAAUCAAGGUGCCUAUCGACUAG